Molecule: messenger RNA, 1416 nt
Organism: Colletotrichum karsti
Lineage: Eukaryota; Fungi; Ascomycota; Sordariomycetes; Glomerellales; Glomerellaceae
Exons: 2
Biological process (GO): DNA-templated transcription
Molecular function (GO): zinc ion binding; DNA binding
Source: RefSeq, a predicted model, not a curated record
CUGCACGCAUCACCGCCAGCCCAAGAAACGAGGGACGAAACCGCGAGGGUCGACGAGGAAUACGACACACGAGAGCUCGACAGCACGGCUCGGUUUCCUUUCUUCUGCGAAAGAGAACUAUGGGUCGGCUGGAGAGAUGGGACGUUCCCGGCGACUCCAUCCGACUACAUGAGCCUCAUCUGCAUGUGCGCGUUGAGUGCUCAACACGUCGGCAACCGCGCUCUUUUCACCGAUGACACGGCUCCCUCAGAGAGCGCAGGCCUCUCACAAGACUAUCUUAAAGAAGCUGUCCGUCUGACGGACACUGAUUUUGACGGGCCGAACAUCAAUGUCAUCCGGUCCUACGGUUUUUUGGCGUUGCUCGGAGCGCAAGAAGGAAACACGGCCAUGGUGCACAAAUAUCUCGCCCUUUACCACGGCUUGUGCGCGCAGUUUGGCUUGCAUGAUGAGUCAAGAUGGCCACUCGACACAACAGACUGCGACAGAGAAGUCAGACGUCGCCUUUGGUGGGCCAUGUACCGACUAGAGGUGCACACCGCCUGCGUCCUGGGAAGCCUCGUGCGUUGCCCCGAGGCUCACUCCGACGUUGGCUACCCCUGCGGGAUUCACCACCCGGCCUUCAUCCCCGGCCGAGACGGCAAGUUCGAGAACUGGUUCGAGGGGUGGAACCUGACGACGGAUCUGUACCGCGUCCUCGAACACGCGAUAUCCGAGUUCAGGGCCAAGAACCGCGACCGCAGGUCCAUCCUCCAGGACCGCCAGAUCCACAACACGUCCCAGGCCAUCUCGCAGACGCUGUCCAAGAUCCAGGCCGAGCUGCUCCCGCAGUUCGGCACCGCCACCACGCGGUCGGCCGACAACGGGAGAAACCGCUGCGGGUUCCAGGCCUCCAACAUACUCUGCACGAUCCACCUGGCGCGCAUGAUCUCGUCCGUCUCGAGCGACGACAGCCUGCACUCCGCGUUCCAGACCGCGCGCAACAUGAUGGACAACAUGGUGACGAUACCGAUCGAGUACGUGCGCGCCGUCGGGUCCCCGCUCGUCCAGCAGCUGGCAGGCGUCGGACACAUGCUCGUCAGCGUCGCCGUGAAGCACAGGCUGUCGGAGCUGGAGUACGAGACUUUUAGGGAGGUCCUCGUGUCGAUGAUUCGGUUCUUGGGAAAUCUGGAGAGCUUCAAUAACGCCGCCGUCGCCGCCAAGCAGCGGCUGACUUCGAGACUGGCGGACUUGGAUGAGCACGUGUCUCAGUCGACUGAAGAGAUGUCCUUGGAGACCGUAAGCCACAUGCAGUUGGGCUGGUCGCCAUACUUGGACACGAUACUCAACGAGUCGAAUCGCGAGGGAGCAGAUAUCUUCUCGACAAAUCUCUUGGACAGCUUCACCUGGCCUUAUGGUUCAAUACAGGAACCGGAGUAA